This is a messenger RNA of Penicilliopsis zonata CBS 506.65, 1353 nucleotides long. RefSeq lists its product as hypothetical. Lineage: Eukaryota; Fungi; Ascomycota; Eurotiomycetes; Eurotiales; Aspergillaceae. The transcript has 3 exons. Gene Ontology annotation, biological process: transmembrane transport. Gene Ontology annotation, molecular function: transmembrane transporter activity. Bases 1 to 1353 code for a protein of 450 amino acids. The record is from RefSeq and is a predicted model, not a curated record.
AUGGAAGACCAAAGGCAGGAAUCACAAGAGUCACAAGAACCAACAACAUCAGGAUACAAGCUCCCCCCCUGGCGCAAAUGGCUGAUCCUCUUCAUCGUAUCCUGGAUGACCCUCGUGGUGACCUUCAGCAGCACGUCGCUCCUCCCCGCCGCCCCCAACAUCGCAAGCGACCUGGCCACGACCUCGGAGGCGAUCGACAUCACCAAUGCCGGCGUCCUGCUCGCCAUGGGCUUCUCCUCGGUCCUGUGGAGUCCUGUCGCCGACCUCUUCGGCCGCCGCACUGCCUACAAUGCGGCCAUCUUCGUCUUGCUCGUGUGUACCGUCGGCGCCGCCCUGGCCGUCGACAUGGCCAUGUUCACCGUCUUUCGUAUCCUGGGCGGCUUCACGGGCACCUUCUUCAUGGUCGCAGGGCAGACCAUCCUUGCUGAUAUUUUUGAGCCGCUCGUUCGAGGAACGGCCGUGGGUUGCUUCAUGGUUGGAUCGGUCAGUGGACCUGCAAUUGGCCCCUGCAUCGGGGGCAUCAUCGUCACCUUCGCCCACUGGCGCAUCAUCUUCUGGCUGCAGGUGGGCAUGACGGCGCUGGGGCUAUCGCUGUCCCUGCUCUUUGUGCCAACCAUCCAGCAGUCCAAGACGGGAAAGGAGACGCCCUCCUCUGUGCUGGCCAUGUUCAACCCAAUGCGCAUCCUGCGCCAGAUGAUCUAUCCGAACGUGCUGUUCGCCUAUCUCACCUGCGGCCUGCUCGCCUUCUUCCAGUACGCCAUCCUCACCUCUGCCCGCUCCAUCUUCAACCCGCGCUUCCAUCUCAGCACCGCGCUUGUCAGCGGCCUCUUCUACCUCGCCCCGGGAUCGGGCUUUCUCGUGGGCAGCGUCGUGGGCGGCCGUCUCUCUGACCGCGCCGUCCGCAAAUGGAUCCUCCGCCGCAACGGCGUCCGCCUGCCCCAGGACCGUCUGAACAGCGGCCUGCUCACUUUGUUCCUGGUUCUGCCUGUCGCAACCCUCAUCUUCGGCUGGACCCUCGAGGAGGAGGUCGGUGGCAUGCCUGUUCCCAUCAUCAGUGCCUUUUUCGCCGGUGUGGGCUUGAUGGGCUCUUUCAACGGCUUGAACACUUACGCUGCAGGUACUUCCAUUAUCCUUCUCCUUCUCCUUUCUAUGUUGAUACUCAUGCUGCUCUUAGAAGUUCGCCCUCAUCAACGUUCCGAAGUCAUCGCCGGCAAGUACAUCGUUCAAUAUAUCUUUGGUGCGGCAAGCAGCGCCGCCGUCGUGCCCAUGAUCGAUUCCAUAGGCGUGGGACUCACAUUUACAAUCGGUGGGUUUCUUUCUCUCUCUCUCUCUCUCUCUCUCUCACGCUGCUAA